AUGCUCAGUAACGUCCUCAGCCAAGGUCAUGGCGAAGAAGUGGACCUGGCUAUUGGGUCUUUGAGGUUGCUAUGGGCGAGUAUGUUCAUGUCAAAGGGCUUUCCGCACCUGAGCAUCUCUCCAGGACUCCUCUACGAGUGCUUGGAGUAUGCCAACAUGUUCGCGAAACUGGGUGCGCGGGUCGUGGUGGUAGAAUUCGCCGACAAGAUGCUACAGAUGCUGGAUCGCGAGCUGCAGGCAGCGCUGCUUGCAGAUCUCGCCGCGAACAAUGUGGAAAUCCUGCUAACGACUUCCAUCUCGACUGUGCGAGAGGUGGAGGGGAGCAUCCGGGGCAAACCCUCGCUCAUCGUGGAGACCUCACGAGGCUCUUUUCGGUGCGAGUGCCUCUUGUCGGCGGUAGGACGCUGCGGGACGACGGAGGGCCUUGGGCUGGAGAAGCUUGGGGUGACCAUCGGUCGGGGGAAGAUGAUUCAGGUCGACGAGAACCAGCAUACCGGUGUGGCCAACAUCUAUGCCGUCGGAGAUGUUGCUGGAGGGAAUCUGGCGACCAUUGGGCAGGCACAGGCUGUUCGGGCCGUGCGGCGUGUGUUCGGCAGCGGCCAGUUCACACUUGUUGACAAGGCCGUGAAGCCGUUCACUGUUUGGACCAUUCCGGAAAUCUCCUGGGCGGGCUUAAACGAGCAAGAGGCCGAGCAGAAGAAGCUGAACUUCGGGGUGGUUCGUGCAGACUAUGGCAAGACGGUCCGCGGCAUCGUUUCCGGUGAGCCUGGCUUCCUGAAGCUGAUCUUCGACCGAGAGAACGGCAAGGUCCUGGGCGUCCACAUCUGCGGCGCGCAGGCUUCUGAGCUAAUCAACUUCGGCGCAGAUGCGGUGGACUCCGGCACGACGAUCUUCGAGAUUCUCCAGUUCGUCUUUCCUGCCGUGACUUUCCACAUCCUCUACAACUGGGCAGCUGCAGAGGCCAAGAUCCGCAUGUCUGGAGUGAAGAGCCUCUCCGGUGCCGCUUGCUGGGGCCGACUUCGAAGGUCUAUCAUCCGUAGUUUGGAGCUUGCAGAGUCCGAGGUCUCGUUCGAGGAGGCCGUCUGCGCUGCUUUCCGUACCUUCGAUUCCGACGGAUCUGGAUUUCUCACGUCAGAGCAGCUGCAGGAUGCUAUGUCGAGCCUGGGCCUUCAGCUGGACACAGCGGCGAUCGAGGAGAUGAUUAACGAGGCCGAGCAAAACGGCGAUGGUGUGAUCGAUUACAUGGAGUUUCUGGCUGCCUGCAAAGUCCCCGACAACCAUCCGUCGGCCCAGCGAAUGAGCAGCAAGAUCAAGAAAAUGCCUUCCACGCGCUUUGCCAGCCAAUCGUAUGAUCUGCUGGUGUUAGGCGCCGGCCCCGCGGGCGUGAAGGCCGCCCUCGAGGCUGCCGGACGUGGCUACAAAGUGGGUGUGGUGGAGCCGAAGGAGUGCCUGACCGGGGCGCCCACGGGUGCUCACUCCAAAUGCAUGCGGGAGUCGGUGAUGGAAAUGAAGGUGACUUGGCCCGAGAUUCGGACGAUGAUCUCGCGAGUGACUGCAGAUGCUCAGGCCAAUGCCGCAAGGUUACUCCGAACUUUCCAUGUCGACGUUCUCCCGGGUGCGGCCAGCUUCGUCGACGGCAAAACGAUCAAGCUCACGGAUACCUUCGGAAACUCCUCGAACAUCAAGACGACUGCUGUUGUCAUUGCCACGGGCUCCAAGGCGAAUCGAUUGCCGAUGAUCCCUUUCGACGUACCGGGAGUCUACGACUCGGACACCAUUGGGGAGAUCGACUACAUCCCGCGGCUGAUGGUGGUUCAGGGCGGCGGCAUCAUAGGCCUGGAAUAUGCAAACAUCUUCGCAAAGAUGGGCACGAAGGUCAUCGUCGUGGAGUUCGCCGACAAGGUGUUGAUGAUGCUUGACGGCGACCUCAAGGCUGCGCUGCUCUCCGAGCUGGCAGCCAACAAGGUUGAUCUGCUCUUGAGCACUGCGAUCAAGUCGAUCGUCAAAGGCAAGGGCGCUACACGCGGAAGCCCCGUGUUGCAGGUGGACAUCGGCGAAUGCUUCUUGGAGUGCGAUUGCUUCCUCUCGGCUACCGGCCGUGCCGGCUGCACGGACAACCUGGGUCUGGAGGCGGUUGGUGUCAAGACUGGCCGUGGGAAGAUGAUUCAGGUGGACGAGAAUCAGUACACUGGUGUGGCUAGCAUCUACGCCGUUGGCGAUGUGGCCGGCGGCAACUUGGCGACCAUCGGCCAGGCCCAGGCUGUCCGUGCGGUGCGCAAGAUGUUCGGCAGCGGCCAGUACACGCUGAAGGACAAAGAGGCCAAACCGUACAUUGUCUGGACCAUCCCAGAGGUGGCCUGGGUGGGGCUGAACGAACAGGAGGCAGAGGCCAAAGGGCUGAACUUUGGCCUCGUUCGCGUGGAGUACAGCCGUGCGGUGAGGGGCAUUGUGAGCGGCGAGAAAGGUUUCCUGAAGAUGAUCUAUGAUCGACCUCAGGGCCGGGUGCUCGGCGUGCACAUCUGCGGGGCCCAGGCCGGUGAGCUCAUCAACUUCGGUGCAGACGCCGUGGACGACGGCACCACGAUCUUCGAAAUCCUGCAGUUCGUUUUCCCUGCUGUCACGUACCACGUCCUCUACAACGUGGCGGCGACAGAGGCCAAGCUCCGCAUGGGCGGCGUUCAAAAUCUCUCGGCUGCGGCGUCCUGGGCCCGGGUCAAGACGGCGAUCAUGAAGAGCUUAGAGAAGCAGCAGUCGCAGAUGACCUUCGAGGAGGCCGUGGAGGCCACCUUCCGAACCUUCGAUGCCGAUGGCACGGGGCACCUCACUGCGAAGCAGCUGCAGGCCUCCAUGAGAAGCAUCGGGCUCACCUUGUCCGACGAAGCCGUGGAGGACAUGAUCAAGGAGGCGGAUCAGCAGAGCCAAGGUUUCGUCGAUUACCCAGACUUUGUGACGAUCUGCCGCACCUGCGGCAUGGGUCCAGUCAAAGCAGCCAAGGCUUAG
Symbiodinium sp. CCMP2592 is the source of this 3000-nucleotide messenger RNA. The record is from the annotation of a GenBank genome assembly. Lineage: Eukaryota; Dinophyceae; Suessiales; Symbiodiniaceae.